Rotaria sordida is the source of this 291-nucleotide messenger RNA. The record is from the annotation of a GenBank genome assembly. NCBI's taxonomy places the organism in Eukaryota, Metazoa, Rotifera, Eurotatoria, Philodinida, Philodinidae.
AUGAUAAAUAAAUUCGAAACAUUACCAAAUGCAAUAUUACUAAAUAUAUUUUGCUAUUUAUCAUGCGAUAAAAUCUUAAUAUCAUUUUGGUCAUUAAAUAAACGUAUUAAUUUUCUUAUUUAUUCAAUAUUUUCAAUAGAUAAAUAUAAAAUUAGUUUUAAUCAAUUAGAUUUAUCAUAUAAGAAAUUUUCAUUAAUCUUAUUACCAUUAAUUUGUAAUUCUUCAUCUUUUUCUUCUCUUAUUAAAUGUAUUCAUUUUGAUGGUACAAAUUCAAAUUCUUUGUUUUCCUAA